UUGCAGCCCCAGACAGGGCGGCCCGUUACUAAGCACUGCAGGCUGACAACGACGACAGCGCCGGGCUCUGCCAGAAGGAAGGAGGACUCGCUGCCAGCCCGAUAACAACCAGAGACACUCCUGAACGCAGUCGGGGAUGGCAGUGAAUGUGUACGCCACGUCCGUGUCCAUUGACAACCUCAGCCGACAUGACAUGCUGGCGUGGGUCAACGACUCCCUGCAUCUCACCUACACCAAGAUCGAGCAGCUCUGUUCAGGGGCUGCUUAUUGCCAGUUCAUGGACAUGUUGUUUCCAGGGUGUAUUCUUCUGAAGAAGGUCAAAUUUCAAGCCAAGCUGGAGCACGAGUUUAUACACAACUUCAAAGUUCUUCAGGCGGCUUUUAAGAGGAUGAGUGUUGACAAAAUAAUUCCUGUAGAAAAGCUUGUAAAAGGGAAAUUCCAGGACAACUUUGAAUUCGUUCAGUGGUUCAAAAAGUUCUUCGACGCCAACUACGACGGGAAGGAGUACGACCCUUUACUAGCCAGACAGGGGCAGGACGUGGCCCCUCCCCCCAAUCCAGGUGAUCACUUUAUCCACAGACCAAAGAGAAACCCAGGACCACAGAGGACAUCUCCCACAGUUCCCAAAAACAUGCCAACACCACAGCGGGUCCAGCACACUCCAGUCAUGAGGAAGAAUCCCUCUUUGUCUAGAAACGGGGGCAGCGACGCUGAAAUCAUGGAGCUAAAUCAACAGUUGAUGGAGUUGAAGUUGACUGUAGAUGGACUAGAGAAGGAGAGAGACUUCUACUUCAGCAAAUUACGGGACAUCGAGCUCAUUUGCCAGGAACAUGAGAGUGAAAACAACCCCGUCCUCAGCAAGAUAAUCGACAUUCUCUACGCAACAGAGGAAGGAUUUGCACCUCCAGAUGAUGAAGACCUCGAUGAACAAGCCCACCUGGACCAGGAUGAAUACUGAACCCAUCAUCUUCCUCCCCCCCCCCCCCCCCCCCCCCCGGGCAUCAUCAUCCUCUCUUUCCUUUUAUUUUUGCCCUCAUUUAUUUUGUACUCUCUUUGCACGCUUUCUAUAAAUACCCACCAUUAUCCCCGCUCUCUGUCUGUCUUUUUCUUUCUUCCUCAUAUGUAUAUCAGUUGGUAACCCACCCCCUCCACCCUCUGGCCGUUGACUUACUUACAAAUACACAACUACUCCAUGUCAUCAUCUGCAGCUCCUCCCUGCCUCCACAUACAACUGUAACAGCAACAGAAUAUAUGACAUACCCCAGUUAACUCAGCAUGAGUAAUGCAGAAAAAUAGAGCCUGGAAUGGAAGUCGUUAGAAUGAGUCUAAAUCUGUACAUAUUCCCAACGUGUUGAUUUCUGAAAGUACACACUGUCUUUGCUCAUUCUGGAGAUAUUUAUUUGCCUUUCGUGCGUUGUUAAUACUACUGUCAGAGCACAGAACAACUCUGCUCCGAUGUGCCAUCAGGACACUCCCUGAGCUACUAAAACUGUAACUGAAGUGACUUUUUACUAACGAUUUCAUAUUUAUUUAACUUAUAUUUUGUUUAGAAAACUUUUUUUCCUGUAGCAAAAUUGGUGCAAACCUACUGUACAUGAAGUGAAACCUGAAGGCCGUGUGUUAGUUGACUUUGUGCUCGAGGCAGCGUCAAGCUUUUGAUUUCAGCUCUCGUGGGUUCAUGGCAUGUAGAAACACUGAAGGAAAUUCUUUGGUUUGAUGACUCGAGGCGUAUGAUGAGUGCUCUGCGAUUAUUCAUUAUUGAUCAGCAACAUAUCUGAGCAUGAGAAUGUUACACAUUGACUGUGAAUGAGUGCUAUUUUGUAAAUGUAUUUUGUGUGGAGAUUUUGUCCGAUGUCGCACGAUUCUGGUUUAUUGCCGUUGUACUUUUUAGGCCGACAUGCAGGAGCCUAUUUGGUUGAAAGCUUCGACAACAUGAUUAUAGAUUGUAGCAGUUUUAAUGUCUUAACUCUGAAAUUUUGAGGGCACAUGACCCUGAAUCAAUCUAGUUGACAUGACAGCAUAUGUCAUGGUUUUACUGCUAAUUAUAGCAAUGUUUAUACUUCCAAUUUGCUUGUAAAGGGGUGCCCAGGGUUUAAGACUUGUAGUCAGGAAGAAAAUCACGAUAAAGUGAUCUUUGACCAGUGGACGGAUCAUCAUAAACAUCCAGUUUGAUGAGGAUGUCUCUUUGUCCCUCCCCAGAUGUUUUUACUUUGCAAACUGGCUGUCGUCUGCUCCGGAACUUGCAUUCAUUGACCAUGUAAACAUCAACAGGACACUCAUCUUUUGAGUUUUGAAUAAAGAAACAGUUGUGAAACAAA
Messenger RNA from Salarias fasciatus (jewelled blenny), 2318 nucleotides. It is a transcript of the gene mapre3a, whose product is annotated as microtubule-associated protein, RP/EB family, member 3a. The transcript is spliced from 7 exons. Gene Ontology annotation, molecular function: microtubule binding. Lineage: Eukaryota; Metazoa; Chordata; Actinopteri; Blenniiformes; Blenniidae. The coding region runs from base 137 to 958 and encodes 273 amino acids. The record is from RefSeq and is a predicted model, not a curated record.